Paramecium octaurelia is the source of this 258-nucleotide messenger RNA. NCBI's taxonomy places the organism in Eukaryota, Ciliophora, Oligohymenophorea, Peniculida, Parameciidae. The record is from the annotation of a GenBank genome assembly.
AUGAAUUCAAGUUUGAUUGCACGAUUUUAGAACAGCGCAGUUGUUCAUUAUGCAUAGCGAGGAUGGUAUUGGACUAAUAGGAUUGGAAAGUUGAAUAUUUUGACUGUUGCAGCAAUUUGGUAUGUAUGCGCAGAAAGGUAAUGAAUGAAAGAAAGAUUAUUUAGUCAAAUCGCAGGCCAUUAAAGAACGACCUUAUACAGACAUAAUUGGAUCUAGAAUCCCAAGCCUUCACGUGUGAUCUUUGAGGAGAGGUUCUGA